UGUAUGUAGACAUUCGCAUUGGUUCGCACCUGGUUACCAUGGCAAUUGGUAAACAGAAGAUAGCUAUGGCGACACGUUGCUCAGCUCCGAGGGUCGCAUUUGGCAGCUGCCAGGACCGUCUCAUAUUUCCCACGCACUUUGCACCUAAUCGCAUGGGCAAUGAACUUCUCGCGCGGCAAGACUCGGCAGAGAGAGGACCCGGAUGUUACGAUAAUCACAAGCUGAGCACUCUUGUUUAUGAUCUUCAACACAGACCUGAGAGCAAGAGAGGAUACGUCUUAGCAGCUCGCACCGCACCACGCUUUCUGCCUCCAUUUACGAGGAUCACCCCUUCACCACAAAAAUACCAAAAGGACUGGACUCAGUCAAAAUUGUGCCCUCCUGGAAAAGCACCCUUCAAUAGUACCACUCUAAGGUUCAGGGACAAACUCUCCACAGCAGACAUCAGUCCUGGUCCAGGGGCAUAUGUUCAUGACACAAUCCAAGGCCAUAAAGUGUCUUGGCCAAUGAAAUUUGGCUCUCCAGACUGGUCAGGAGUUCCGUUGCUGGAACGAAAGGCACUGCGGACAGAGCUCGUGUGUGACAAAGAGUUUAAGAAACAGAGGAAUAGGGUGGCAUACCUACGCUUGUUCUACUGAUAAGAAUACAUUGCUAUCACAAAAAACCUGCAUUGCUACAAAACCAUCUAAGCAUGUCAAGGUAUACAAUAAUAAAAGUUGCUUUAAACUGCAAUUUAUACACA
This is a messenger RNA of Myxocyprinus asiaticus (Chinese sucker), 742 nucleotides long. Its product is annotated as protein pitchfork-like. Gene Ontology annotation, molecular function: cytoskeletal protein binding. Gene Ontology annotation, cellular component: ciliary basal body. Gene Ontology annotation, biological process: regulation of cell projection organization. The coding region runs from base 39 to 638 and encodes 199 amino acids. The record is from RefSeq and is a predicted model, not a curated record. The transcript is spliced from 6 exons. Lineage: Eukaryota; Metazoa; Chordata; Actinopteri; Cypriniformes; Catostomidae.